Molecule: messenger RNA, 2239 nt
Organism: Daphnia carinata
Lineage: Eukaryota; Metazoa; Arthropoda; Branchiopoda; Diplostraca; Daphniidae
Product: ATP-binding cassette sub-family F member 3-like
Exons: 13
Coding region: 71-2221 (716 amino acids)
Molecular function (GO): ATP hydrolysis activity; ATP binding
Source: RefSeq, a predicted model, not a curated record
UCGAUACAAUACGCCAAAUAAUCGAUUACUAAAUAUUGUUUCUUUCCUUUUCUUGAGUAAAUAAUAUAACAUGUCGGCGAAAAGUUCAGUCAGCGAUAUUCUGAGAUCUGAAUUUUCUCAAAUUGACGAUAGCAUCUAUGAAUACAUCGAAGGCGUACUUGAUGUCGGCGAUGAUUUCCAGAACUCAAAUGAAGUUUAUGAAGCAAUAGGCGAAGUCCUUCAUGAGGUUGCUGCCCACAAAGGGGAGGAUGAGAUCAGAAAACUAUGCCAACGGCUCCUGACGGUUUUGAAACCUGGCUUGAUCGAUGGCCAACAGAAUGGCAUACAUUCUAGUAACAAUGGAGGUGAAAGAAAACUUCUUAACAACCCUGUCAUGUUGAGUGAUGCGGCCUCAUUCAUGAGGGAUAAUGACGUAGAGGCUCCAGCUGCAAGUAUAUGGAACAAACCCAAGGGAGAAGAAAUGAAAGUGGACACUAAGAAGCUGGAAAAAGCUGAAGCCAAGCUACAACAAAAGCAGCAGAUAAAAAAAGAGAAGAAUUCUAAUGCAGCUUCAAAUGCCACAGCAUCACAAGUUUUGACGAAAAAGGAAACCAGAAUGGAAGCCAAAGGCACUAACAACUGUAAAGAUAUUCGUAUUGAAAAUUUUGAUAUUGCCUAUGGAGACAAAUUGCUUUUGCAAGGCAGUGAUCUUUCCCUGGCCCAUGGCCGGCGUUACGGUUUUGUUGGGCGAAAUGGACUUGGGAAAACUACGUUACUUCGAAUGAUUUCAUCAGGGCAACUACGGAUCCCAUCACAUAUUAGCAUAUUGCACGUUGAGCAGGAAGUCGUCGGCGAUGACACGCCAGCCAUCCAGAGUGUGUUGGAAUGCGACUUUAAAAGAGAAGCUUUAUUGAAGGAGGAAAAAGAGCUAGGUGAAAAAAUGAACGGUCCGAGUGCGGAACCUGAAAUGAGCGCAAGACUGUCUCAAAUCUACGCCGAACUACAAGCUAUCGAUGCGGACAAGGCACCAGCUCGAGCCGGUCAAAUUUUGGCCGGUUUAGGUUUCUCUCCUGAGGGUCAGUUACGGCCGACUAGACAGUUUUCUGGUGGUUGGAGAAUGCGAUUGGCUUUGGCGAGAGCCCUUUUCUCAAAACCCGAUUUGCUACUUCUCGAUGAACCUACAAACAUGUUGGAUAUGAAAGCCAUCAUUUGGUUGGAAGAUUAUCUACAAACGUGGCCUUCUACUCUGCUUGUGGUAUCUCACGACCGAAAUUUCUUGGAUUCCGUUCCUACUGACAUAAUUUAUCUACAUUCACAAUGCUUAGAAACCUACAGAGGUAACUACGAAAACUUUGUUCGGUCGAGAACCGAGAAAUUCAAAAAUCAACAGAGAGAAUACGAAGCCCAGCAACAAUUGAGGGAGCAUGUCCAAGAGUUUAUCGAUAAAUUCCGUUAUAACGCCAAAAGAGCUUCGUUAGUUCAGAGUAAAAUCAAAAUGUUGGAGAAAUUGCCUGAAUUAAAACCCGUCGAAAAAGAGGUUGAAGUAAUUCUCAGGUUCCCUGAAGUCGAACCUAUCGCCCCCCCCGCCAUUCAGUUGGACGAAAUGUCUUUCUGGUAUACUCCCGGGAAGACUAUUCUAAACCGCGUCAAUCUGUCUGCUGGUUCCGAUUCUAGGAUUUGCAUUGUUGGUGAAAAUGGUGCUGGCAAAACUACUCUCUUGAAGAUUCUUACCGGAGAAUUGAAUCCUUCAUCCGGAUUGCGACAUAAUAGCAGACACUUACGCAUAGGUUAUUUUAGCCAGCAUCACGUUGAUCAACUUGAUUUGUCAUUAUGUCCUGUCGAGCUGCUUCAAACCAAAUUUCCUGGCAAACCCAUCGAAGAAUAUCGACGUCUUCUUGGUAGCUUUGGUGUCUCCGGUGAUCUGGCGCUUCAGAACAUUGCUAGCUUAUCUGGAGGUCAGAAAUCUCGCGUGGCCUUUGCAGUGUUGGGAACUGCACGACCCAACUUCCUCAUUCUCGACGAACCGACCAAUCACUUGGAUAUUGAAACGAUCGAAGCCCUUGGAAAGGCAUUGGGGAAAUAUCAGGGUGGCGUCGUUCUAGUUUCUCACGACGAACGACUGAUUCGAAUGGUCUGCAAAGAAUUGUGGGUAUGCGCAAAUGGAUCAGUACGAUCUAUCGAGGGCGGCUUCGACGAGUACCGCAAAAUGGUACAGCGGGAACUUCAAGAGGUCAACAAAUAGCUUAAUUAUCUGUAAAUA